Molecule: messenger RNA, 391 nt
Organism: Corapipo altera (White-ruffed manakin)
Lineage: Eukaryota; Metazoa; Chordata; Aves; Passeriformes; Pipridae
Product: EVI5-like protein
Exons: 4
Source: RefSeq, a predicted model, not a curated record
CUGCUCAUGCAGAUGCCGGAGGAGGAGGCGUUCUGCGUCUUCGUGCGCCUGAUGCAGGAGUAUCGGCUCCGCGAGCUCUUCAAGCCCAGCAUGGCCCAGCUGGGGCUCUGCAUCUACCAGUUCGAGUUCCUGCUCCAGGAGCAGCUGCCGGAGCUGAGCGGGCACUUCCGCGCCCAGAGCUUCCUGACCUCCAUGUACGCGUCCUCCUGGUUCCUCACCCUCUUCCUCACCACCUUCCCCCUGCCCGUGGCCACGCGCGUCUUCGACGUCUUCAUGGACGAGGGGCUGGAGGUCGUGUUCCGUGUGGGGCUGGCGCUGCUGCAGCUCAACCAGGCCGAGCUGGUCCAGCUGGACAUGGAGGGCAUGUCCCAGGUACCGGGGGGCUUCUGGG